Molecule: messenger RNA, 4240 nt
Organism: Osmerus eperlanus (European smelt)
Lineage: Eukaryota; Metazoa; Chordata; Actinopteri; Osmeriformes; Osmeridae
Product: casein kinase I-like
Biological process (GO): positive regulation of canonical Wnt signaling pathway; positive regulation of proteasomal ubiquitin-dependent protein catabolic process; regulation of circadian rhythm
Cellular component (GO): nucleus; cytoplasm; spindle microtubule
Molecular function (GO): ATP binding; protein serine/threonine kinase activity
Source: RefSeq, a predicted model, not a curated record
CCAACUCAACAGUUUGCCGAUCAGCCUCAUAUGGAAAGAAGCAGAGACUCAAUAGAAACCUAACAGAAAAUAGACGAGCAACGUCCUGAAAAUCCAUCUUCAUCCAAGGGCUAAAUUGCUAAAUUUGUAUCGCAAAUAGCAAGAGCAUAAAAUACACACGUUUAUCUUUAAAAUAAGCCAAAUAUUAUGAUUUUGUGAUAUCAGGAGAAUUUUAAAACGAGUGGUGAAAGAUAAGUAGAUUGUUGGACUGAAGCAACUGUAUUGAGAGACACAGGUGACAGAAAGGAUCGAGAAAUUGCACUAACUUGGAGGAAUUGUGCUAAAGUUCGGUUUACUUGUUUACACUCACACAUCAUUGGACUUUUAUCCGAUAUUUUUGUGCUAGCGAGCUUGCUUGCUAGCCAGAAAUUGAAGUUACAGUCAUGGAAUUGAGAGUGGGAAACCGAUACAGACUGGGCAGAAAAAUUGGAAGUGGAUCCUUUGGAGAUAUUUAUCUGGGUACUGAUAUAUCUGUGGGGGAGGAAGUGGCCAUCAAGUUGGAAUGUGUGAAGACCAAGCACCCCCAGCUCCACAUCGAGAGCAAGAUCUACAAAAUGAUGCAGGGAGGAGUGGGCAUCCCCACCAUCAAGUGGUGUGGAGCGGAGGGGGACUACAACGUGAUGGUGAUGGAGCUGCUGGGGCCCAGUCUGGAGGACCUCUUCAACUUCUGCUCCCGCAAGUUCAGCCUGAAGACCGUCCUGCUGCUGGCUGACCAGAUGAUCAGCAGGAUCGAGUACAUCCACUCCAAGAACUUCAUCCACCGCGACGUGAAGCCGGACAACUUCCUGAUGGGGCUGGGCAAGAAGGGCAACCUGGUCUACAUCAUCGACUUUGGCCUGGCCAAGAAGUACCGCGACGCCCGCACACACCAGCACAUCCCCUACCGGGAGAACAAGAACCUGACCGGCACCGCCCGCUACGCCUCCAUCAACACACACCUGGGCAUCGAGCAGUCGAGGCGUGACGACCUGGAGUCUCUGGGCUACGUCCUCAUGUACUUCAACCUGGGCUCUUGGCAGGGCCUCAAGGCCGCCACCAAGAGGCAGAAGUACGAACGCAUCAGCGAGAAGAAGAUGUCCACCCCCAUCGAGGUGCUCUGCAAAGGCUACCCCUCCGAGUUCUCCACGUACCUCAACUUCUGCCGCUCGCUGCGCUUCGACGACAAGCCCGACUACUCGUACCUGCGGCAGCUCUUCAGGAACCUGUUCCACAGGCAGGGCUUCUCCUACGACUACGUCUUCGACUGGAACAUGCUCAAGUUUGGCGCCAACAGGGCAGCGGAGGACGCCGAGAGGGAGAGGAGAGAUCGCGAGGACCGUCUCCGGCAGGGCAGGAACCCCGCUUCCAGGGGGAUGCCCUCAGCGUCCGGGAGGCCCCGGGGGGGCCCGCAGGACGUGGCGGCGCCCUCGCCCCUCACCCCCACCUCACACACAGGUAUGGAGCGGGAGCGGAAGGUGAGCAUGCGCCUGCACCGCGGAGCCCCCGUCAACAUCUCCUCCUCGGACCUGACAGGCCGCCAGGACACCUCCCGCAUGUCCACCUCACAGGCGCUGUCCCGUGUCACCCCCAGCGGCCUGCAGUCAGCGGCCCCCCGAUGAGCCUCGCCACACGCCUGCGCCUUGUCACGGAGGGGCCUUUCACCCAUGGCUGACACCAUGACACCAUGACACACACACACACAAUCCAGGACUUGUGCGGCAAUCACCAAUUAAAAGCAAUCGACUCCCUACGCCGGCCAAUCUGACAGCAGGGGGAGUUGGUCUCCAUCAGCUGAGCGGUGAUACAUUGAGUUUAGCUGAGUACACACACACACACACACACACAGCUCUCAAACAAUCCCACACACACUUAGGAGAGUGUUUGGCCACGCUCUUUAUCACCGUCAGGGGAUUCCUGACUGUGAACGAGAGGGGGGCAGGGCUGGAUUUUCUCCUUCUCUGCCUUAACAACCAGGCACGCCCACAGCAGCCUCUCUCUCCCCCACCCCUCCCUCCUCGUCCCCCGUCCCCCCCCCUCUGCCUCUCUGGAGGACACCAGCUACAGGGGGGGGGGGGGAGCACACCAGCCUGCUCUGACGCCCCCCACUCCCCCAGCAACUCUCUCACUUACAACAGCUCUCCCUCCCCAACGCAAAACACCACCACACACACACACACUCAGAGCCAGCCGACUUGCGCUGCUGCGCCGACUAAGCCAUUCGUUUUGUUUCUCUCCUUGGUUUUGUCGCCAGAGCUUUUUCUUCCCUCCCGCUCUCCCUCCUUUAGUUUUUCUGUUGUUGUAUUUAGCAGAUUAACAACUUUGUUUGUACUGGCUCCAUUCUCGUGAGUACAUCGGCUUUGUUUUCAUCCUCCUGUGUCUCAACGGUGGGAAUUGUGAACAUGGAUGGUGUUUCGGAAGCAUGGGUUUCAUGUUUUCACUCUUGGAUUCUCUUUAAUAUUUUUUUUUUUUUUUGUGAAGAAAAAAUAAAGGGGGGAGGGGGGGGGUGGGUGAGGCGGGCGGCAGGAAUUGAUAUUGCGAGUACAACUUCUGAACUGUGUGUAACUUCUGAGCAUCAAUUUCAAGGGUCAGUACAACAGGGCUGUGUUGUAAAAACACUCCAAGUCCCACAAUUCAAUGUUUGUUUCUUAAGGGGAGUCCAUUCUUCGGGGAGGAAUGGCGGGAAGUUUUGUGUGUAAAGCGUUUACAUAAAAGUGCGUUCUGUUGAUAUUUAGACUUGAUGAAAAGCAAUCCACCAUCUCUUCUUGAUGUUUGUCUCUUGUUAGUCCUGGUUUAAGGGUUUUUGCCCCUUUGUGUACAUUGAGGAUGGGUGGGAAUGGCGUGUCGUCCACAUGGAGAUGAGAACAUGCUCCUUCCCCUCGCCGCCGUCUCCAGGGCAACGCGUGUUGGGUCUAAAAGCUGUGAAACACUUGUGAUGUAAAGAUGUUUUUUUUUCUUUUCUUUUUUUUUUCUUUUUUUAAAUUCUCGCCCUUGACCCUUAGCGGUCAGUUAAAGGGUUUGUGUGUGAGCGUGUGUGGAUAGGAGACUUGUGAGGUUGUGGGGUGUGUAUUGGCAUGUAGUGGGAUGUAUAGCAGCCUGGAGGAGGGGUUAAGACUGAAGGGUCAGUGACUGGUUGAAGUCACCCGUCACUCACAUUGACCUGGGAACUGAGACCAGCACUGGCAGACUGACAUCCAGUAAGAUGCAUUCUUACUCUUUCUAAAUAAACCAUCUCAACUGACAGUCAGCUAUUAGUAAACCCCAGUCUGAUGUACCUAUUUGAACCUGGAAAAAAUGGCAAUAUGUUUUAGUCUAUUUUUUAUUAUUUUUUGAAAGGUUAUUGGAUGUUAAAAAAGGCAUUAGGCUUUGAGUGACAGUUGGUCAGCGCAGUGCAGAGAGUAGGAUAGGUUCACCUGCACGUCACUAUGGAUCUGGGUUGGUUUUGAUCCUGGCUGGUUUUUCAGUCAACCUUUUCAGUGGACCCCAGUCCACCCACCUCUAAUAAUCGGUAGCACCUACCCUCGAAUCUCCUUCGCGAGGCCUACCAUGGGUUGUCACAAGAAAGACAUUGAGGCACCAUGCAUGUCGUCACAUUUUACACCGGCAACAGCUUCUCAAGGUGAUAUCGAGUACCGUGUUAACCGCCAUAUCAUUCAGUGUAGUAAAACAGUCCCGAGUUCUGUCGUCUAGGGGAAUGGGGUAGUUUAGCAAGUCCUCUGUUCUCGUAUGUGUAUAUAGGAUGUGCCUACUGAAUGGCGAAAUACUAUGUCUGCAUUAGCCACUGUAUGCGUGUAGUUUGAUGAUAAUGAAGGUAGUGUACGGAGGGGUUCGGAAUGCUUCGCUCCAUUGUAGUUCCGGGUAACGUAGUUUUGAUCCUCGAUUGGUCUCCCUGCGGGAGAGAAAGAAAAAAAAAAGAAGCUCCCAUCUUGUUUCUCUUGCAGAUGUGGGUGAUGAUAAACAAGUACCCUUCAUGUGGGAUCACAUUUGCCCCCCCCCCCCCCCCCCCACCCCCCCCCCUCACAAUUAUCUCUUUUGUUUGACUUGGUUGAUUUUGAUUUGCGGUGGACACUGCGGUGUGGAGACAAUGGGUGGCGUCUGAGCACGCAACGCUCGCGGGGAGCCAUGGAAUCUCGCCAUGAACAAUAUUUUUUUUUUGCUCCUCAUUUGUAAUGCCACUGUAUUUGUGUAUUUUAAAAUUGUGUAAAUAAAUUAAUAAGUACUUGUA